Vitrella brassicaformis is the source of this 1011-nucleotide messenger RNA. Lineage: Eukaryota; Vitrellaceae. The record is from the annotation of a GenBank genome assembly.
CCCCUUCAGCCACCAGCCGUCACUCCCAUCACACGAUAGAUAAUCCGUGCAGCGGCUGCAUGCCGCACCAACACAGCAACAGUUGAGCCACAAACCGACCCCCCAAUGCGCAACACACGACAGCCACACUCACCCCCCACUCGCCCCCUUUCUUCUCGGCUGACCCUUUCUUGGCCGUCACCACGAGCGUGUUGAGAGCGAUGGUGUUAGCCAAGGCCACGAAGCCCUGCAGCGGCACCGCCAUGUGGGCCAGAUGGCGCCCAUCGCCCCACACCAUCAGUAGCAGCACCCCCAGCUUCCCAUGCAUCGACAGCAGUGCCGCCGACAGCACGCUCAGGGCACUCGGAGUCUGUGACGGCAGCAGCCGCCUCGUCAGGACGCACAACAGCCACAGAUAAACCGCCAACUCUCCCGCCGCGCUGACCAGCAUUCGCCACUCGGCGUGAUGAAUGUUGCUGACGCAGCGGUGGUAUGUUGUGGCAGAUACGAGGCCGAAACGCGACGAUAACCAGCCGACCCACCCGUGGGAAUGAUCGUCGCACGAGCCACUGCGCGUGAGGGCCCACAUGACGUAGGUGUCGAAGAAGAGCACCGCGAUGGCCACCUUGAGCAGAAGUCGCACAAGAGGCCCCGCCCAACCGUCAUGCCGCUGCCCCUGCUGUUGGCUUGCGGGAAGGCGGUUGAAUAGCACGUGCCGAUAGGCAGCCUGCACACAUGGCAGGUACAUAUGCAUCCAUUUGAUUGUGUCACUCAUACGCACCCACCUGACCUGUCUGUGCAGAAGAAUGUCGAUGCAGACGAGGAGCGUCUGGUACUCGACGUAUCGGUCGGCCGGCGCACCGCACUCGUCGCAGCGCUGCAGAGAGAUGUUGCCCCUGCUGUACACGCGAUAGAUGAGAGCAACUGGGGCGCCACACUCCACACAGACGUACGCCAUCCCCCUCAGCUGGCUGCAAUUCGCAGAUCCAUGAUAAACGGCAGGUGUCGGAGCCCCGGGAGCAUACAAAGCAC